Messenger RNA from Platichthys flesus (European flounder), 999 nucleotides. It is a transcript of the gene limd1b, whose product is annotated as LIM domains containing 1b. Gene Ontology annotation, molecular function: transcription corepressor activity. The coding region runs from base 346 to 882 and encodes 178 amino acids. The record is from RefSeq and is a predicted model, not a curated record. The transcript has 7 exons. Lineage: Eukaryota; Metazoa; Chordata; Actinopteri; Pleuronectiformes; Pleuronectidae. Gene Ontology annotation, biological process: cytoskeleton organization; regulation of DNA-templated transcription; negative regulation of hippo signaling. Gene Ontology annotation, cellular component: adherens junction; nucleus; P-body.
UAGAAAAUUUGUUCAAAGUUUAAUUUGACAUCAUUUGUAAUCAUUUGCGGAGAGUAAAUAAGUGUGUGUCUGUCUCACUCAAACAAUAACUUUAAUAAGAAACUACCCAGGACUUCGAUGCAGGUUCCACGUGAGAACCAAGUGAAUUAUCCUGGUUGACGCCUGCUCGGCCUCGGAGGAGCCAGAGUGUCUGAGGACUUGUCGCCCCACUUGAGACCAGAAGCACCGAACACCCAUAAACUGAGAGGGGAGCUCCCCUUACAGCUGUCACAUAAAAUUAGACCCCCACACAGUCGUACUGCAGCCUCCAGCAGGACAGGACAGCUGAGACAGAUCCUGCAGGAGAUGGACCCCAGCUACAGAACCAGUCUGUACUUUGGAAGUUGUACAAGAUGCAGUGAAGCAGUGUACGGAGCAGGGAGAGGCUGCCGGGCGAUGGGACGUUUAUUCCACGACACAUGUUUCACCUGCAGCGUUUGCAGUAAAAAGCUGAGUGGGCAACCAUUCUACACAGUGUCGGGAGGAAUCUACUGUGAAAAUGACUUUUUGUACUCAGGAGUUCAUCCAGCCCCAGAGGUGUGCAACAGCUGUGGGUAUUUAAUCAUGGAUAAUACGGUCCUGCAGGCCCGUGGGAGGGCCUACCACCCGUCCUGCUUCCGCUGCGUGGUCUGCAGCCAGAGCCUGGAGGGUCAGCCCUUCUCUGUGGACUCAGACCGCCGGGUCUACUGUGUCAGCGACUACAACAGGCUCCGGGCCCCCUGCUGUGCCGCCUGCAGAUCACCGAUACUGCCAACUGAGGGGUCUACAGAGUCUAUAAAAGUGGUGUCACUAGACAGAAGUUACCAUGUCGAGUGUUUCAGUGGGGACGUGAACCUCAUCUAAGGACAGAAUCCAGCUGACGCACUUUGUUUGUACAUGUACAUAGUUUAUUUAUGAGUUCAUUCCUCAGUAAGUGGUUACACCAUUUUUGGUCUGCAAUUAAAAUCCCCAGAAAACAGA